AUGACGUCGCGGGGGCCUGGCCGGGCGUCGCGGACCCCGGAGAUGGAGGAAAAGGAGUUGUUACGGCAGCAGAUCCGCCUCCUGCAGGGUUUGAUUGAUGACUACAAAAACCUCCAUGGCAAUGCCCCUGCCCCAAGCACCUCAGCCACUUCCCGGUGGCAGCCACCAGCCUACAACAGCAGCAGAGCCUUCAGUGCUCGCUAUCCUCGUGCAAGCUGGAGGGGCUUCGCCCCGAGCCAUGGGCCUGCAUGGCGCAAGAAGUACUCUCUUGUGAAUCGGCCCCCAGGAUCCUUGGACCCUCCCGGCGACUGUGCUGCACAGCAGACCCUCGGGGCUGGAGGCAGCCAGGAUCCCAACCCCCAGCAGUAUGUCUUAGAGAGGCAGGUUCAGCUCAGUCCAGAUCAGAGCAUGGUCAUCAAGAUCAAGCCACCCUCAAAGCCUGGCUUGGCCAGCAAUGCAGGGGUCUCUCGGGGCUCCUUGGAAGAAUAUGAGAACCCGCCUUGGAAUGAUCACAGGCCUCAGGAAGGUCAGGGUGAGACCCCUGGCAGGCAGCGGCAGCCCUCGAAGCCAGGAAGGGCCAAGGGGACCUGUACCACAGAGGACUCCCAUCUGGUCUGCCAGAAAGAGGCUGGCAAGCCCCGGGUGGUCAAAUCUGUGAGCAGCUUGAGUGACAGCCUGUCAGAGUCCCGGCGGACGGUCAGUGAGAGCGCCAUUUCUGUUAAGGCACGCUUCUUGUCUUCCACCCUGUCCCAGCGCAGUGGCAUGGGCCUGGCUGGGAAGGCGGGCUCACACCCUGUGGCCAGCUGUGCUGCCCAGCUCUGUGGUGAUGGGAGAGCAGAUGCUGGCCACUCAGAUCAGCCAGCUCCCUCUGGCUCCAUGGCAGGGUCCCCUAGGCCAGCUUCCGGACCCAGGCAGGCCCAGGAGGCCUCAUUGCUUGUGUCCUGUCGAACCAACAAGUUCCGGAAAAACAACUACAAAUGGGUGGCUGCUUCGACAAAGAGUCCUCGGGCCCCUCGGAGGGCCCUCAGUCCCAGAGCAGCUGCGGAGAAUGUGUGUGCCACAGAGCGAGUGGAGAAGCUGCAACCAAGAGCUGACCCAGAUGCCAAGCCCAAGAAGUCGAUCAUGUCCUCCACACCGAGGGCCACUGCCAGCAAGUACAAGUGGAAGGCCUCCAGCCCCUCGGCCUCCUCCUCUUCCUCCUUCCGUUGGCAGUCAGAGGCUGGCAGCAAGGACCAUGCCUCCCAGCUCUCUCCAGUCCCAUCUAGGUCCCCCCCGGGGGACAGACCAGCAGGGGGACCCAGUGGCUUGAAGCCCCUCUUCUGUGAGACCCCAGGCCUCUCUGCUUACAAAGUGAAGAGCCGAACCAAGAUCAUCAAGAGGCGGGGGAGUGCUAACCUUCCUGGAGACAAGAAGAGCAGUCCCCCCACACCUGCCACUGCUAAGAGCCAGUUCAGCCUGCGGAGGAGGCAGGCCCUCCGGGGGAAGAGCAGUCCCGUUCAGAAGAAGACCCCCACCAAGGGCCUGAUGCAGGUCACCAGGCACCGGCUAUGCUGCCUGCCUCCCAGCCGGGCCCAGCCUCCCCCCAAGGAAGCAUCCAACCUGAACACCCUGCGGUCCCCUCCCACCAGCAAAGUGAUCAAGACCCGAUACCGCAUUGUCAAGAAGACCCAGGCCUCACCUUUCAACGCAGCUCCCUGUCCCCUGCCCCAGUCUUCCUGGCGGACUCGUCGGCGCUCUCUGUCCAGGUCCCUGGUGCUGAAUCGCCUGCGCCCUACUCGAGGGGGUGGAAGAGCCCAGCCUGGCUCCCCUCGGUGGCGGGACAGAGGCUAUCGCUGCAUCGGAGGGGUGCUCUACAGGGUGUCGGCCAACAAGCUCUCCAAGACCUACGGCCGGCCCAGUGGUGAGGGGAGCAGGCCCCUCCUGCGUGCAGGUCGACUGGACCCUGCUGGCAGCUGCAGCCGCUCCCUGGCCAGCCGGGCCGUGCAGAGAAGCCUGGCCAUCGUGCGGCAGGCCCGGCAGCGGCGGCGCAGAGCGGAGCCGGAGUACUGCAUGUACUACAACCGCUUCGGCAGGUGCAACCGCGGCCAGCACUGCCCCUACAUCCACGACCCUGAGAAGGUGGCCGUGUGCACCAGGUUUGUCCGGGGCACGUGCAAGAAGACAGACGGGACCUGCCCCUUCUCCCAUCAGGUCUCCAAGGAGAAGAUGCCCGUGUGCUCCUACUUCCUGAAGGGCGUCUGCAGCAACAGCAGCUGCCCCUACAGCCACGUCUACGUGUCCCGGAAGGCGGAGGUCUGCGCCGACUUCCUCAAAGGCUACUGCCCGCUGGGCGCAAAGUGCAAGAAGAAGCACACGCUGCUGUGCCCCGACUUCGCCCGCAGGGGCUCCUGCCCCCGGGGCACCCAGUGCCAGCUGCUCCACCGCAACCAGAAGCGCCUCGGCCGCCGGGCAGCUGCACCCCCAGCCCUGGAGCCCAGCGACGUGCCCCCCAGGUGCAGGGCCUCCACCGGGCACGGGCCCAGGAAGUCCUCUGCUGCCCAGCGCCCCACCAGACCGGCAGCUGGCCUGGCCUCUCCUCUCUCCUCCGCAAGGGCCCUAGCUGCAGGCGCAGCUGGUCCCUUGUCGUCGAAGGCCCCCUCCUCCCCUUCCUCCCCUUCUGCCCCUUCCCCCACCUCCCCCUGUCUGUCCGUAGACCAGGAGGAGCCGUCUGUCCAGGAGGAGGCUGCCUCGGCAGCGACGGGCUCCAGCAGCCUGUCCAGGCUGCCUUCCUUCAUCUCCCUGCGGUCCUCCCCGAGCCCAGGCCAGCCCAGGGCCCAGGCCCCCCGGAGUCCCCCGGCCAAGGACUCAGGGAAACCUCUGCACAUCAAACCCCGUCUGUGAGGGCCCAGGGUGCCAGCCCACACCUACCUCAGCCCCUCAGUCCUGGACAGGAAGGAGGCUCCGCCUGCUACCGCCCCAGAGGUGGGGUCACGCAGCUGUCACCCUGCCCACCGGCCCUCAGCCUUCCCUGACCAGUGCGAGCCCGAGCCCGGGGCCUCCCUCUCCCUCGGGCUGGUCUCUGCCGGGCCCUCAGCCCGGCCCUCAGCCCUGUCACCUCCCAUCUCUGGGUCUUCAGCCCCACCCAGGACACGCCCCCGCGUCCUGCCCUGAGGGAUGCCAGGCAGGGCCCACCCACAGGCCCAUUCCCACUGUGGGUGGGGCUGUGGUAGUGCGCCCCCAGCCCUCCCCUGGGACGCCUGCCUGGGGAAGAGGCUGCCAGCCAGGCCUCCCUGGCAGGUAUUUUACGU
Molecule: messenger RNA, 3287 nt
Organism: Molossus molossus (Pallas's mastiff bat)
Lineage: Eukaryota; Metazoa; Chordata; Mammalia; Chiroptera; Molossidae
Gene: ZC3H3
Product: zinc finger CCCH-type containing 3
Exons: 12
Coding region: 1-2880 (959 amino acids)
Cellular component (GO): nucleus
Molecular function (GO): metal ion binding
Source: RefSeq, a predicted model, not a curated record